AACGCCAGCCCCAGUAGUGAUAAUUCAUUCCCUACUGGCUGAUUAAACUGGUUGUGACACCAUCGGGAUAGUACUUUUGUGAUAAAUAUUUUAGCAUGGCAUUUAACUUUUAUUAAAAAUAAAGUUUUGCCGUGACUAUGUCAUAGACUGUAUUUUUGGUAUUGCUAUAUCCACGUAAGCGGGGGAGUAUCAUUUUGGGGGUAGAGUCAAUUGAUAUUAAUUGAGAAACAUCGUAACAUGGUGAAAGUUAGUAACUACAAAUAUUACAUUGAAAAACAGAUAAUUAUCAGGAAUUUGUCAAAUGGAUACUAACAUGAUACGGGUGAUGACCAUAACUAAAUACAAAACACUGUAUACGAUCUUAAUAAUUUUCGUCAUAUUAAGUACUGGGCAUUCUGAACGUGUGCAGUCAACGUUGUGUGAACAUAGAUGUGAAACUGCUACUCCAUAUCUUAUAACACUGAAAACAUUGUGGCAUCGGAUGUCAAAACGAAUCGGCCGACAAAAUAUGACAUUCGAAUCCUUUGUAAAAUCCCUUAUUGCUGCAUCCGAACGGUACAAUAGAUUAAUACCUCUUAGAGACAAUUUGAUGUCAAUGAUCGGCGAAUACCAGGACUGUGUGAAAGCUUGCGAACAUCAACACAGUAAAAGAACAUUUGAACGUGUAUCAGAUUCUUUUACCAGGCCAGAAAUUUGUAUUACACCAGAUAUUUGUUUAUGACAGUCAUGGAUCUAACAUGUCUUAUUCUUCAUCUAAGGGGGACCGAGAGUGACAUUAAGUUUUAGAAAUGUAAUACUCGUUUUCAGUUUUAUUUAAAAUAUUUGUUCAUGAGAAUAAAUUUUCUUAAUUUUAAGGUCUAUACGUCCGAAAAUGUGACAUAAUAAAAUUGUUGUGACAUCGCCAAAUAGUGAAGGUAUUGGAAGUUAUGGCACAAAUGAGAGUGCCAAGUUGUGAUUCCAAAGAAACACAAAGUGAAAACAUCGAAACAUAUAAAGAACCUUGAAACUGAAGAAAAAUGUGAAAGAGUCAUUGCAGUACGUCUUUCUUAACUUAACGGGGGG
Messenger RNA from Mytilus californianus (California mussel), 1062 nucleotides. RefSeq lists its product as uncharacterized. The transcript is spliced from 4 exons. The coding region runs from base 302 to 721 and encodes 139 amino acids. Lineage: Eukaryota; Metazoa; Mollusca; Bivalvia; Mytilida; Mytilidae. The record is from RefSeq and is a predicted model, not a curated record.